AUGGCAGCAAAUAACAACCAAUACCCCAUUUCCUCGAACUCGCGCACGAAAUUGAAUGCCUUUCGCUUCCAGGACGAAGAAGAGACCCCCGGCAAUGUGAUUUCGAAGGAUGGGUCCAAUACUGCACACGGGAACAAGGAGAAUGAGAGCUCUUGGCUGAAUGGGGUGGUGGAACCGAUGCAGACUUUAUCCGACAAGAACAACCUUCAGCUUCAAGGAGCUUCUGCUGUCUCUGUGAAGGAAUUGAAGCCGGCUAAGGAAUGCCCACAGACUCCGGCAAAUAGAAUCCCUCUAGCGGACCUGAUCAGCAAUGCCGAGGACUCUUUUGACCCCGCCCCGGGACCCGAAAUAACGCCAGUUGAACAUGUUAUAUGGGAGCAUAUUCCUGCCAGCUCAAACCCAAAUACCUCGUCCCAGACACCGGCCAAGCGUCGAAGGAAGCGACGGCACGGCUCUUCAUCACCUGGCACUCCCUCCAACGGUACCUCGAAGAAGCAGAAGGAACCACUCGAUCUCCAGUCAAUUCAGGCGCUGUUCAAAACCCCUCAGCAUGACCUGGCCGCCGAGUUAUGGAACAACUACAUGGACAAAAACAUGGUCGAAGGAUCCGAAGAUCUUCCGCCGCCUCGCCUGGCAAAUCUACUAUCUUCUUCGCCUCAAACGCCAGCUUCAGGGAGAACAAGUCGGGACUCUUCGGGAUUGAGAAGAUCAAUCAGUUGCGCCGCUGAGUGGCCGACAUCCCGAGGGAAGAGACGGCGGGUCAACCGACUUGAUCCAGGCUCUGGUCGAGGGAUUUUCUGUCGCACGACUAGCGAUGUCUUGGACUCGGGCAAGACGAAAUCAUCGAGAAUUAACUUUCUCCUUGAGAAGAUCGAGAAGAGCUUGCAGCCUCCGCAGCCGGCUGAAAUGGGCCCUCCUGGCUCCUCUCCACUGCGACAACGUGUGGAUGCAAGGAGAUGCCGCUCAUCGUCACCUAUAACGGACAGGAAGGGGCUUGGAGACACAGAAGCUGCCAAAGAAGGCCUUCUUGGUCUAGCCAGUGGUAACAUGAGAAAUGCCGAUGCUGCUCUCCAGGAGUCCUCAUCGGAAUUCGGUGACGACGACCUUGACCAAGACUUCAUGGACAUGGCCGAUGCCUCGGCGGACCCUUUCGUUGAAUCAGCAUCUAAUCGCAACGAGUUUGAGUCACUGGGUUCAUCUGCCUGGUCAAAUCUCGCCGCGGAAAAGCCACAAUCCAGUAAUCCCAAACAGCCACAUGCUGUCGACAAUAAAAUGCCUAUUGUGCAUAAAUUCAUGAAUAACGACUCCAAACGCGAUGACUCAGAUGACUUCGAAGACGACUAUGGUGACUUUAGCGACGAUUUUCAAGAUAUUUUUGCGAGUUGUGAUGGGAAUCCAGCCAAAGGCACUGCAGUUAAAUCCGGCCCCACGGAGCAUCAGGCUGUGAACCGAUCAGAUAUCACUACUCUCCCCUCCGUUGCAGAGGAGAACUUUUCUGGGGAUGAAUUCGAUGAUGAUUUUGACAUGGAUGCCAUCGAGCAAACCAUGAAGCAAGUUGGCGAGGAUGCAACUCACAACCUGAAAGAUCGAAAAGCCAUAAAACGGUAUCAGAUCAUUGACACCGCCGAAAGCCUGUAUGUCACGUCAAAAGGACGUACCCAGCCCGAGCAGGUGCUAUCCGUCGAGGAUGAGAAGACCAGGGCCCGCAAGGUUAUCAUUCUGCGCGAGUCGUGGUUUGAUACACCUUGCAGUAAAGACUCAUACAUUCAUCUGGUCGGAGACUUCGACUCGUCAGGCCAAUGUGUUGUUGAUAAUAUCAAUCACAUGGUCAUUCUUCACCCCGAUCAUCUCAUCUCCGCUACUGUCGUGGCAGACUCGAUUGACUGUCAAAGACGAGCGGUCCUUCAGGACCGUGUCAAGGCCUUUGGCCAGCUGGAGAAACCGCAAGCAUUUGGAGUUUUCUUCCACGAGGUCUUUCAGGAAGCCUUGCAGGUUAACAAAUGGGACUCGGGCUCGCUGAGGUCGCUGGUUGAGUCAAUCAUGCAGAAGCAUAUUGAAGACUUGUACUCGAUCAACAUGAGUGUUGCCGAAGCCGUUGAGGAGAUAAUGGGCAAGAUUCCGACAGUUCAGGCCUGGGCAGGUGAUUUUCUUCAGGCAACCCCUCAGGCCAACUCCCUGGUAGAGGACCGCAAUAGCUCCAAACUCAAUCUCAGCAUCAACAAGUUGCUUGAGGUAGAAGAGCACAUUUGGUCACCGAUGUAUGGACUGAAGGGCAACAUCGAUGCCACGGUCCAGGUCGCUUCUCGCGAGAAAGACGAAACAAGAACCCUUGUCGUUCCUCUUGAGCUGAAGACUGGAAAGCGGGACACAAACCAGGCUCAUCGAGCUCAAACGGCUCUCUAUACUCUUCUGCUCUCGGAUCGUUAUGACGUCGAUGUAACCUUCGGUCUCCUGUAUUACCUAGAAAAUUCUAGGACUCUUAGCAUACGUGGUAUUCGACAUGAGCUUCUUCAGAUGAUUCAAGUGCGAAAUCGAUUGGCUGGAUACAUUCGUGAAAGAUUGUCCCUGCCACCGAUGCUCAAGAAGGCGCGCAUGUGCAAUAGAUGCUAUGCGAAAACUCCUUGUCUCAUCUACCACAAACUGGCUGAGGACGGGGAUGGCGAGACAAGCGCACUUGGUGAGGACUUUGACUUAGCUACCGGUCACUUGAACCAUGGUGAUCGAGACUUUUUCCGAAAAUGGGAUGAACUUCUCACCAAAGAAGAGGGCAAUCUAGUGAAGUUCCGGCGAGAGCUGUGGACUUUACUGAGCAACGAGCGGGAGCCCCUAGGUCGAUGCUUUGGGGAUAUCGUGAUUGAUCCCCGCUCUGCUUGCGAGGAGCCAAACGGAACCAAGAUCAACCGCUACCGCUAUACUUUCUUCAAGCGACGGGCACCUCCAAACUUCUCUUUCGCAGAGUCGCAAAUUUCCGUCGGUGAGCCAAUCGUUAUCUCUGACGAGAAAGGCCACUUCGCAUUAGCAAAUGGAUAUGUGGUACAAUUGAGUGCAUCACACAUCACGGUUGUAGUGGAUCGAAAACUGCACAAUGCGAGAGCCCGAACUGCCGGGUUCGACGCAGUUUUGAAUCAGUCGUUCCGAGGCAUCAUGGAAAUCGGAAACGAUGAGCCUCCAGCCCUUGAAAACCCCGAUGAACAGAUGGUUUACCGAAUCGACAAGGAUGAGUUCAGCAAUGGCAUGGCCAUUGUCCGGAACAACCUGAUCUGCAUGAUGGACAAAGAUCUGUUCCAGGCGAGAAAUCUCAGACGACUCAUCGUCGAAGGCCAACCACCCGUCUUCAAGCCUUCAUCUUCAGCGUAUACGCUUUCCGACCCUAGCAGUCUCAACGUUGACCAGAAACAAGCCAUUGACAAGGUCAUGAGCGCAAAGGAUUAUGCAUUGGUUUUGGGUAUGCCUGGUACUGGAAAAACAACCACGAUCGCACAAAUCAUCAGAGCACUGGUUGCACUGGGGAAAAGUGUUCUGCUGACGUCGUACACGCACACGGCUGUAGACAACAUUCUGCUGAAAAUUCGAGAUGACAACAUUCGUGUUCUGCGCAUUGGCGCGACCACCAAGAUCCACCCGGAAGUCCAGGAGUUUGCAGACCUGGCGGCAAUUCCAAAGAAAACCAUCGAAGAGCUGAAAGAUUCCUGGGAGAAACCACAGGUCGUGGCUACGACAUGUCUUGGUGUCAACCAUAACAUUUUCAAUCAGCGAAUUUUUGAUUAUUGCAUUGUCGACGAGGCAUCGCAAAUCACGCUUCCCGUCUGUCUGGGUCCAAUUCGCAUGGCGAGGACUUUCAUCCUGGUUGGCGACCACUAUCAGCUUCCUCCCCUGGUGCAGAAUAAGGCAGCGCAAGAAGGAGGACUUGAUGUCAGUCUCUUCAAGCUUCUAUCUGAUGCACAGCCCGACUCGGUGGUCAAUCUAGAACACCAGUACCGCAUGUGCGAGGAGAUCAUGCUGCUAUCGAACACACUCAUCUACUCCGGUCGUCUGAAAUGCGGUACGCCUGAAGUUGCAGCCCGCUCACUGGAGAUUCCAAACAUCAACGCUCUGAAGCAAUUCCAUGCCGAUGGCUUCCACGCUUCCCAGCACCCGUACGAAAUCUGCCCCGGGGCAAGUGGUGGCAGUUGCUGGUUGAAGGACGUGAUCGAACCCUCCGCCAAAACUCUUCUGGUCAACACUGACCCUCUCGGAGCUGCGGCCCUGGAGAAUGCACAGGGGCAGCGCAUCGUCAACCACAUGGAGACUACACUGUGCUCUCAACUUGUGGAAGCAUUCAUCGCCAGUGGCAUCCCGGCGCGUAACAUCGGUGUCAUCACUUUCUACCGCAGUCAACUGGCCACCCUUCGCCAGAGCCUUCGCCGAUACACGCCAGACCUCGAGAUGCACACCACAGACAAGUUCCAGGGCCGUGACAAAGAGGUCGUCAUCCUCAGCUGCGUCCGCAGCAACGCCGAGAACCACGUUGGAGAACUCCUACGCGACUGGCGCCGUGUGAAUGUCGCUUUUACCCGCGCCCGCACCAAGCUUUUGGUCGUCGGGAGUAGAUCGACCCUUCGCGAUGGUAACGAACUUCUGUGCAAGUACAUCCGCCUUGUUGAAGGCAAAGGCUGGGUCUAUAACUUGCCCGAUGGCGCGGCCGAUAGUCAUGUUUUCGAGUCUGCGCAUCUUGACUCGACGCAGCUGCCGUUCCAGUCCCCACCGGCAAAGACUAAGAGAAGCCCUACUGUUCAGAAGGGAUCUCCUCCGUCUCGCAAUCCACUCAGCCCCCUGGGCUCUCGACAGCCAUCGUCUGGUCUACGGCAACCUGCUAAGAGAGGCACGAAGUUGUUUAAUGGUAACUCGGUUGUCGGAAACAGGCCCAUUAUUCAGGAUAUUGUGAAUGAUAUUUCCGGUUAA
Messenger RNA from Penicillium cinerascens, 4941 nucleotides. Its product is annotated as bifunctional ATP-dependent DNA helicase/ssDNA endodeoxyribonuclease DNA2. Gene Ontology annotation, cellular component: cytoplasm. The transcript has 5 exons. Gene Ontology annotation, molecular function: 5'-flap endonuclease activity; single-stranded DNA helicase activity. Gene Ontology annotation, biological process: replication fork reversal. Bases 1 to 4941 code for a protein of 1646 amino acids. The record is from RefSeq and is a predicted model, not a curated record. Lineage: Eukaryota; Fungi; Ascomycota; Eurotiomycetes; Eurotiales; Aspergillaceae.